AAUAUUUGACUUAUUUUCCAUCUUAAUUAAAUGAUGAGAAAAAUCUUAAUACUAACUCUCAUUCUUUCUUCUCAUAUAAAUAAAUGCUUAUAUAUUGAAAAGAAGGAAAGUUAUUUUCAUGUCAUAAGAAGUUUCAAAAGUUUGUGGUGGGUGCUUAACUUUCACAAAAAAUGGAUGCAACUAAAUUAGAUAACUUAGAGAACAAGAAAGAAGAUGAAGUUGUUCUUCCCGGAUUUAGAUUUCAUCCAACGGACGAAGAGCUUGUCGGAUUUUAUCUUCGGCGAAAAGUCGAGAAGAAGCCUCUUCGAAUCGAACUCAUCAAAGAAAUCGACAUUUACAAAUAUGAUCCAUGGGAUCUACCAAAACCUAGUACUAUGGGGGAGAAAGAAUGUUAUUUUUUCUGUCGACGAGGAAGAAAAUACAGGAACAGUAUAAGGCCAAAUAGGGUGACAGGAUCUGGAUUUUGGAAAGCUACAGGGAUUGAUAAAUCUGUGUAUUGUGUUAAAGAAUCACAUGAAUGCAUUGGAUUGAAGAAAUCAUUGGUUUACUAUCGUGGAAGUGCUGGAAAAGGUACCAAAACUGAUUGGAUGAUGCAUGAGUUUCGUCUUCCACCAGCUAAAGGAAAAUCUGGGAAUAGUUCAGUUGUUAAUCAUCAUGGCAAUGAUGUUCUUGAAGCUGAAGUGUGGACAUUAUGCAGAAUAUUCAAACGAAUCCCAUCAUUCAAAAAAUACAUACCAAAUUUGAAAAAAGACUCGGAAACAACACCACCAUUCACUACCACCACCAACAACAACUCUUCAUCUUCCAACACAUGCAGCUUCGAAUCCGACAACACCAAAUCGUACUCGACUUUCACUGACUCGCAACUUUUUCAACAGAAUCAUGAAACAAAACCGUUCUUCAACGGACAUGUUGACCAAAGGAUUAACCACUCAUUUCUAACUCAAGUUCCAACAACUUUGUCUCAAUCAAGUUUAUGGAACGAACAUCCGAAUGUGGUGGUUGACGAUGAAGCAUUCGCAAAUGAGAAUUGGGAUGAUCUUAGAUCUAUGGUUCAGUUUACCUUUGAUCCUUCAAAGGUUUAUGAUUGUAAAGACUUUAAUUAGUUAAUUCAAUAGCAUCAUAAACUACUACUACCACUACCUUAUAGAA
Messenger RNA from Lathyrus oleraceus (garden pea), 1152 nucleotides. Its product is annotated as transcription factor JUNGBRUNNEN 1. The record is from RefSeq and is a predicted model, not a curated record. Gene Ontology annotation, biological process: regulation of DNA-templated transcription. The coding region runs from base 171 to 1106 and encodes 311 amino acids. The transcript is spliced from 3 exons. NCBI's taxonomy places the organism in Eukaryota, Viridiplantae, Streptophyta, Magnoliopsida, Fabales, Fabaceae. Gene Ontology annotation, molecular function: DNA binding.